UCGUCUCCCUCGCGCCGCUUCUCCAGUUCUCCUACCUCCCCUCCCACUCCUGCUCGCUCGCCACCUCCCGCCCUUUUUAAACCACCACCCGCUGCCAAAUUUGCUUUGCCUCCCCACCACCACCCCUUUGCUGCUGCGGUCUAGCUGAUAAGCUAGCUAGCUAGUUAGGCCACGCUUAAUUGGGUGACAGCCAGCCGCGCGGCGCGGAAGAGGGAAGCGAUCGACACGAGGCCGGUGAGUCUAGCUCGGGAUCGAGGUCGAGGAGAGCUAGCUGGGCAGCAGGUUCUGCGGUGGUUUGGGUUUGGGUUUCUCUGAUCGAUGGGGUCGUCCGCGGACCACGGCGGCGCCGGCGGGAGGGGCAAGAAGCAGGGGUCGCAGCUGUGGAAGAAGGCGCUGCUGCAUUCCUGCCUCUGCUUCGUCAUGGGCUUCUUCACCGGUUUCGCCCCGUCGUCCGUCUCCGACUGGACGUCCGCGGCGGUCUCGGCGGGCGGGGUGGGCAGCAGCCACGUGGUCCGGGCGCUGCAGACGGCCGCCGGCGGGGCCGUGAACCGGAGCCUGCUGGCGCACGGCAGCGCCCUCAUCGGCGGUGCGGGCCUGCUCGACGCGGCCGCGACAGCGACCCCGCGGCCGCUGCUGGUGGUGGUCACGACGACGGAGUCGGCGCCCGCGGCGUCUGGAGAGCGCGCCGCGGCGCUGACGCGGAUGGCGCACACGCUGCGGCUGGCGGCGCCGCCGCUGCUGUGGGUGGUGGUGGAGGCCGCCCCGGACGUGCCGGCCACGGCGCGGCUGCUGCGCACCACGGGGCUCAUGUACCGGCACCUGACGUACAAGGACAACUUCACGGCCGCCGACGCCGCCGCGGGCAAGGAGCGGCACCACCAGCGGAACGUCGCGCUCGGCCACAUCGAGCACCACCGCCUCGCCGGCGUCGUUCUCUUCGCCGGCCUCGGCGACGUCUUCGACCUCCGAUUUUUCGACCAGCUCCGCCAGAUCAGCGCGUUCGGCGCGUGGCCGGUGGCGACGAUGGCGCGGGGCGAGCGGAAGGUCGUGGUCCGGGGCCCCGCGUGCAGCGCUUCCGCGGUCACCGGCUGGUUCUCCCAGGACUUCGGCGGCAACGGCACCGCGGCCGCCACGACGGCGAGGCCCCCCGAGGUGGACGCCCACGGCUUCGCCUUCAACAGCUCCGUGCUCUGGGACCCCGAGCGCUGGGGACGCUACCCGACCUCCGAACCCGACAAGUCCCAGGACUCGAUGAAGUUCGUCCAGCAAGUGGCUCUGGAAGAUUUUAGCAAGGUGAAGGGCAUUCCUUCCGAUUGUUCAGAGGUCAUGGUAUGGCAUGUCGAUUCGACACCCCCUUCUUCCUCUUCUUAGCAACCACCUCUGGAGAACAAGAGAAGAUAGAAAGGGUGAUUAUAGAAGAGGUCAAUGGACGAGCUGGAGGACGGUCCCAGAGUGGUGUACAUUGUACAUGCAUAGCUACACCAUCGAGGCGCUGGUUGUCUUCAAUCAAGCUGCAAAGAAGGAAAUUUUGGGUUUCUCACCAGGGGAUGGAUCAACCUCUGACCCCAGUUCUCCGUCAUAAUGUACAAUUUUCCACUAUUCUUUUUCUUAAAAAAUUGUGAUAUAUGUAUAAUUUCUUCUUUUCUUUUUUUUCAAGAGGGUUUAGGUGAAUACAUACAUAAUACCCCCUUGAUGUGUCUCUCAAGGAUGUAAUGAAAUAGAAGGCAAGCUAAAAAUCCACUUAACAAUGAUGAUACACAUUGUGCUA
Messenger RNA from Panicum hallii, 1768 nucleotides. Its product is annotated as probable glucuronosyltransferase Os03g0287800. Bases 319 to 1371 code for a protein of 350 amino acids. The transcript is spliced from 3 exons. Gene Ontology annotation, biological process: plant-type secondary cell wall biogenesis; glucuronoxylan biosynthetic process. Gene Ontology annotation, molecular function: xylosyltransferase activity; galactosylgalactosylxylosylprotein 3-beta-glucuronosyltransferase activity. The record is from RefSeq and is a predicted model, not a curated record. Gene Ontology annotation, cellular component: Golgi membrane. Lineage: Eukaryota; Viridiplantae; Streptophyta; Magnoliopsida; Poales; Poaceae.